AUGGCAUCACUACUAUCAAACACAACAAUUGCAAGGGGAAGAGAAGAAGUUUAUGUGGCAGCAAUGCCUCUAAGGGCUACAAAGGGACCACCCCAAUUGCUUAUGUCUGCUGCUUACUCCCUUAAUUUAUGGGAUUUUCAGCAUUUCAUGGUCAUCAUCAAACCUUCUUCACCUUCACAGAUUCUGGUUUUUGAUUUUCAACCAAAAGAUCCUGAAGAUAUAUAUGUAGCACUAGCAGCUUUAUUUGGAAGAGCUGUGCCAGGAGCUGUUCUUGUGAGAAAGUUAAAUAAGCUGCCGCGAAGCAAAUGCUGGCUAGUUGGAUAUGCAGAAACAGAUGCAAUGGAAAUAGCAAAUGAAUUCAACAGAAAAUGGGAAACAGAUUUGAGAAUCGGUCUUAAAGAUUGUCGCGAUUAUACAAAUGGUUUGGUAAAGCAACUCACUGGCGAAAAAGAUGUGCUGAAACGUUUGAGAAACCUUGGUAGAUAG
Vicia faba (fava bean) is the source of this 486-nucleotide messenger RNA. Lineage: Eukaryota; Viridiplantae; Streptophyta; Magnoliopsida; Fabales; Fabaceae. The record is from the annotation of a GenBank genome assembly.